This is a messenger RNA of Meloidogyne enterolobii, 678 nucleotides long. Lineage: Eukaryota; Metazoa; Nematoda; Chromadorea; Rhabditida; Meloidogynidae. The record is from the annotation of a GenBank genome assembly.
AAAAUGCCUGAUCUAAACGAUUUGAGACAAGUGAGAAAAAAUUUAAAAAGAACAAAAAUAACAGUAAAAAAAGAGGAUGGGGGAAUUCACCAAGAACAAUUAAACGAAAAUGGGGAAUUCGAAAUUAUUUUUGAGGAUGAUGGAAGUGAGAAAAAAGAAUAUAUUCCUUCAAAUAAAAAUAAAAAAGAACAAUAUUGGUAUGGAAUGGUAAUUGAUUUUAAACCUGAUUUACAAAUUGCUUGUGUUUCAGAAAAUGUUUAUUUGAGCAGUCAAGCAGUAGCUCAAGAUUUAGAAUUAUUAUUAACCAACAAAAUAACACAUAUAAUUAAUGUAGCUACAGGUGUUCAAUGUUUAUUUCCUGAAAAUAUAACAUAUUUGGCUUUAACAGCUUUAGAUGUUCCUACAGAAAAUUUAAAAAGACAUUUUGAUAAAGCUGUGAAAUUUAUUUAUAAUGCUGUUGAAAAUGGGGGAAAGGUAUUAAUUCAUUGCAAUGCAGGAGUUUCUCGUUCAACAACAAUUGUUAUUGCCUAUUUAAUGAAUUAUAAACAUUUGACUGUUAAUAAAGCUUUGGAGCAUGUUCGCAGUCAAAGACCGAUUGCUAGGCCAAAUGAUGGUUUUAUGUGUCAAUUAAAAGAAUAUGAAAGUGAACUUGGCUUGAAUUCUGUCGAAAACCAGUAG